AUGCAUGCGCUCGCUUCUCAGCCCAUUUGCCCGUCUUGUCUAUUCACGGCUGCCACCCGAGUGCUCUUCCAAAAUGGACGCCAGCCUUGGGCCUCCCGCCGACUUUUCUCCGGACGCGCGAAGGCGAGCCCGUCACGCAUGGUGCUCUCAGAUCGAGUUGCGCGCCCCCCGCGGCGAGAUGAAGAUAGUCAUGAUAAAAGAAGACCUCGUCGAAAAUCAGAGGGUCCUUUCGGUGGUAUGAACCGGACUUUUGCGCGAGUACGGGAAGAUACGCCCAGACAACCCUCUCACUACCGCCGCAACGACAGAGAUCGGGGGGACGGGGACGGGACGGAUGGCCGACGAGUCAAGGCCAUGAAGAUGCAGAGCUCUCUCAAAACCAUACCGUAUAGAGAGAGAACACGCACGAAGGCGAGCAUGGCCGAAACCAAAUCUUUUGACCAGUUCGCCCUACUACCCACCUUGCAGUCAGCCAUCUUGGACGAUGUAUUGAAAGGGCAAACAGAGGUCAGGCCCACAUCUGUCCAGCGAUUAGCAAUACCGCAAUUGCUGGGCCAAAAACCGAGCGGCCGGAGAGAAUACCUCCUGGCGGCUGAGACUGGCUCGGGCAAGACUCUUGCUUACCUUUUACCCGCAAUCAAUGCGUUGAAAACGGCAGAGGCUGCUGAUCCCGAAAUCAUUGCCUACCGCGAGGAUUUUCUGAAGCAAAGUGCGGCGAUGAAGGAGCCUGGAUAUGAAGGUCCCCGGGAAUUCGAACCUCAUCCUACUAUGGCACGCCCUAAGGUCAUCAUUCUUGUUCCUACAGCCGAACUUGUUGACCAAGUCGGCGCAGUUGCCAAAUCCCUUUCUCAUGCCGUCAAAUUCAGAGCCUGUAUGUUCUCGGCCAAUGUCUCUGCCAAAGUGAUACAGGCCUCUAUGUACAAUCCUAGUGGCAUUGAUCUCAUUAUUUCUACACCUCAUCUGCUCGCUUCUAUGGCCGAUUCAGACCCCAACAUUCUGUCUCGGGUCAGCCAUUUAAUCGUUGAUGAGGCGGACUCGCUUUUCGACCGCAGCUUCGCGCCAGUGACUACGGCUAUUCUAGAUCGUGCACUACCCUCCAUCAAGCAACUUAUACUGUGCUCAGCUACCAUCCCCACGCGGCUCGAUAAUUAUCUAUUAAGAGAAUUUCCGAACAUGGAGCGAAUCACUACACCAAAGCUGCAUUCAAUUCCUCGCCGUGUUCAACUUGGUGUUAUUGAUGUGUCAAAAGACCCAUAUCGUAACAAUAAGGAUCUCGCUUGCGCAGAUGCCAUCUGGUCUAUCGGCAAAGACGCCGCUCGUUUCGAAGACACCACAUCUGGAGAGAUCGAGAUCAGGCGUAUCAUGGUCUUUGUGAAUGAGAGAGAGAAGACUCAGGAGGUCGCCGACUACCUCGUCUCUAAAGGCAUCGAUGCCGUGGCACUUCAUCGUGACACCGAAGAGCAGCGCCAGUCCGAGAUGCUGGAAUCAUUCACAUCUGCUAAGCCCAUGAGGGCCAAGCUUCCGGAAGGCUCAUCGCAGCCGGCUGCUGGGCGAAGCAGAAGAUCACUUCUAAACACUAAAGUCAUCGUAGCUACGGACCUUGCUUCACGAGGCAUUGAUACCAUAGCCGUUCGACACGUAAUCUUGUACGAUGUACCUCACACGACCAUUGACUUCAUUCAUCGUUUGGGCCGCGCUGGACGCAUGGGCAGACGAGGACGAGGUAUUGUAUUAGUAGGCAAGGCUGACCGGCGCGACAUCGUCGCCGAGGUGAGGGAGAGCAUGUUUAUGGGUCAGGCGCUGAUCUAA
Xylaria bambusicola is the source of this 1809-nucleotide messenger RNA. RefSeq names its product ATP-dependent RNA helicase mrh-4, mitochondrial. The transcript has a single exon. The coding region runs from base 1 to 1809 and encodes 602 amino acids. Lineage: Eukaryota; Fungi; Ascomycota; Sordariomycetes; Xylariales; Xylariaceae. Gene Ontology annotation, molecular function: ATP binding; nucleic acid binding. The record is from RefSeq and is a predicted model, not a curated record.